Nelumbo nucifera (sacred lotus) is the source of this 2619-nucleotide messenger RNA. Its product is annotated as coiled coil protein. NCBI's taxonomy places the organism in Eukaryota, Viridiplantae, Streptophyta, Magnoliopsida, Proteales, Nelumbonaceae. The record is from RefSeq and is a predicted model, not a curated record.
GGCAGGUAAUCCGGACUCGGCUUAGGUGGUCCAACCGCAAACAAAGUUGACUUGAACCGCCCAGUUUGAUUCAUGAAACGGGUAAUUUGUCUAUUUGAUGAUCGUCUACCCUUUUAAUGGCGGGAAUUCUCGUCUUCCCGUUCCUGGUCCCGUGUCCCGUGUUGUAGACUACCAUUUCGGUUCUUCCUUCUGUUUGAAGCAAAAUAGGACAAGAUCAGUGAACAGUAGAAAAAUCGCCUCUCAUGGAAGGUCUGCAGCAACAGCAGCAGCAGAGCAAACGGAACCCUAUGCCUAAUAACGAGAAGAUGACGAAGAAGAAUAAGAAAAACAACAAGACCAACAAAUUCGAGUUCUGCAAAGUCUGUAAUCUCAACCACGACCAAGGCCGGCGCCACAUUUACUUUCCUAACCAUAUAAAAUCCCUCUCUUCCUACCUUUCUCGGUUCCACAAGAAGCUCUCCGACGUUCGUUUCUUCCUCAAAAACCCUAGUCUCCUCCGCCCAGAGCACGCUCCUCGGAAUCGACUCUGGUGCGUUUUCUGCGAUUCUGACAUUGAAGAGCUCGAUAGCUUAUUCGCUUGUGGUAACGCAAUUACUCAUUUCGCGAGUGCUGAGCACUUGAAGAAUUUAAACUAUUUCUUGUGGAAGUAUGGUGGAGGGAUGGAUCGAGUUGAUUCUUUCAGAAUUUCUGAUGAAGAUGUCUCUAAGUGGGAGAAGAAAUGUGAAUCACUGAAGAGUUUUGCUUCAUCUUCAAGCGAAGGAUCUUAUGGACCAUCACUUGGACCUUGGAAAGAUAUCCAAAAUAAACAUUGCUGUGAAAAUACAGAUAGUAAUGAAAAAAAUAAAGUGAAGUCUUUUAAGUUUAGUUUUUCAAAUAGUGUUCUGCCUUUACAAUGUUCUACGAAAGAGAGAUAUCAGGUAUCUCAUCCAGAAACCAAUGAAAUUGCAAGUGCUGGUCUUUUUUCAUAUAAUGCUACUUCUUUGCCACUGAGUACAGAAGAUAAUAUGCAUAAUUGGGGCAUGCACCUCAACAAAAGCACUUCAAUGGAUUUGACAGCUUCUACAUGUGACCCAGUUUACAGUGGUAACCAACAUUCCCUGGUUGAGAACAGUUGGAAAUGCUCGGUUGAUUGGUCUCUUAGUAGUGAAGGGGUUGAUAGAAUGGGCAAUGGAAAGAGCAGUAACCAUGUGUUGCAGAAUCUCACUCAAGUUUUUCCUCUGCUUCUUGAAGAGUCCAAAGGAAAUGUGCAUACAGGAGCUCCUCCACCUUGGUUUGAAAAGAAUGAAGAAAAUGAACUAAAUUUUCAAGUAGACAUAGGAUCUAACACCAAUUCUCUUGCUUCUUCCUCAAGCAAGUCAAGAAUGAGUGGAAAGUUGAAUCCAAAACGGGUGGGAGCUGCUUGGGCAGAAAAGCGGAAGAUUGAAAUUGAGAUGGAGAAGAGAGGAGAGAUCGUCUCAAGUAGCUGUGAUACUGAUUGGCUUCCUAAUUUCGGUAGAGUUUGGCAAUCAGGUACUCGAAAGGAAUCCAGAAAAGAGUUUGAAAUGGAGAAACACAAAUUGCUGAAGGUUGAGUGUCUAUCUGAGGGAACAAUAAAGUUACAACCUUACAUUAGCAAACGAAUGCGAAAAGAUACAGGUCAAUUUGAAGGUCCUGCUGAUUGUUCUUGAAGGAUGUUCUGAUUUUCCUUGAAACAUCUGGUUUCAAAUUCCUUCCGUUGGGGGUCAUCUCAUAUUCAAGAAAGAUGGUGGUGCUGCCGGCAUUAAGUGAAGAUAGAAGGAACUGCAGUCUUAAACUGAAGGCUAGGAAGUUGAAGGAAGCUCUAAGGGAGAUAAGGUUUGACAUAAGGUGGAAUAUCUUCUAUGUGAUGGUGGUAAUGGCAGAGUUAGCAAAGUGUCUGAGUGUGUAAAGCAUGCUUAAGGAAAACUAUGUAGUGCUAAAAAAUGCUAGGAACUAGUGCCAGUCCAGCUGCCCUAGCAUGUCUGGAUGGAGAAGAGUGUGUCGGGUGAGAAUUUGAGGUUGGGUAGGGGUUGAGUGAGAGGAAGAUGCGAACUGGGGGUUGAUUCUUGAGUUCUACACUAUCUUCUUUUCUUCUUUCUUCUCUCAUAUGGCGAAUCAAAUCGAAUGCAGUUCAGUUGAAGACGCCGGUGGUUUCUUACCUGCUAUAUGGUCUACCGUCUACCGUCCAACUUAGAACAUGCCAACCCGCCCUUCUAGUGAAGCAUUCACGUGGAAGUGGAAACAACCAUCUUCGCAAGAUUAUCCAAUCAAACUAUCUUUGCAAGGUUUGCUGGCUUUGCUUGAUCACUCAGGGCUCAGGGGCAAGGUUCAGAGUAUCAGCACGUGGCAUGCAAAAAUUGCAUAUCGUGUUUUCGGAGGAGCGAUACACCCGUUAAGAAUGGUUUUUAGUGUAAAGUUUUGAAACCAUGGCAAGCACAAGGGGGCUAAUUUGUGGGUGAAGACCAUUGCACUUUACCCGUUUACCGGCCUGAUUUUAUCUUUUGAUAAAGCACAUACCCAUCCUUACUCUUAGUAAGGAGAACAUCCUUUGAUGCAACAUCGUUGUUUCAUUCAGAUUCAUGAAUAAUGUUGAAAUGAAUUGAUUUUUCCCCAUUUUUUUAA